GUAGUCCCCGGAGCCGGAAGUGGGGGUGGCCGGGAUAGAAGCCGCAGCCCAGGCGGCAGUCGCUGCCGCUGCCGCCGCCCGGGUGUAGCGCAUCACCCGGAGCCCACUGGCCGCAGGUGCGUCCUCCGGCCCCAGGGGGCCCCGGGAGCCCUGAAGGGCGAAGCGGCAGGGACGCCUCUCUUGGGGAAGAGGCGGCCUCGCCGCCCCGGAUGCGGCCGGAGGGCGCGGGAAUGGAGCUCGGAGGCGGCGAGGAGCGCCUGCCUGAGGAGAGCAGGAGGGAGCACUGGCAGUUGCUGGGUAAUUUGAAGACGACAGUGGAGGGUUUGGUAUCAACCAACAGCCCCAACGUCUGGUCUAAGUAUGGUGGCUUGGAGCGGCUUUGCAGGGACAUGCAGAGCAUCCUCUAUCAUGGGCUUAUCCGUGACCAGGCGUGCCGCCGCCAGACUGAUUACUGGCAGUUCGUGAAAGACAUCCGGUGGCUCAGUCCCCACUCAGCCCUUCACGUGGAGAAGUUCAUCAGCUUGCACGAGAACGGCCAGAGCAGUGCUGAUGGUGUGAGUGAACAUGCUGUUGCCGAGUUGUGGCUGCAGCACAGCCUGCAGUACCACUGCCUCUCAGCCCAGCUCCGGCCCCUGCUCGGGGAUAGACAGUAUAUCAGAAAAUUCUACACAGAUGCUGCCUUCCUGCUAAGUGACGCUCACGUCACGGCCAUGCUGCAGUGCCUGGAAGCAGUGGAACAGAACAACCCCCGCCUCCUGGCUCAGAUCGACGCGUCCAUGUUUGCCAGAAAACACGAGAGCCCACUCCUGGUGACAAAGAGCCAGAGCCUGACAGCCCUGCCCAGUUCCACAUACACCCCUCCAACCAGCUAUGCUCAGCAUUCCUACUUUGGGUCCUUCUCUAGCCUCCACCAAUCCGUGCCCAACAAUGGCUCAGAGAGAAGAUCUACUUCCUUUUCACUCUCUGGCCCUCCCCGGAAACCACAAGAAAGCAGAGGGCACGUCUCACCAGCAGAGGAUCAAACCAUCCAAGCCCCCCCAGUUUCAGUCUCUGCACUAGCCAGGGAUUCCCCUUUGACCCCAAAUGAAAUGAGCUCCAGUACUCUGACCAGCCCCAUAGAGCCAUCCUGGGUCAGCAGCCAGAAUGAUUCCCCAGGUGAUGCUAGUGAGGGGCCUGAGUACCUGGCCAUUGGCAACUUGGACCCCCGAGGCCGGACUGCCAGCUGUCAGAGUCACAGCAGCAAUGCCGAGAGCAGCAGUUCCAAUUUGUUCUCCUCCAGCAGCUCCCAGAAGCCAGAUUCUGCUGCUUCUUCCUUAGGGGACCAGGAGGGAGGUGGGGAGAGCCAGCUGUCCAGUGUCCUCCGCAGGUCCAGCUUCUCAGAGGGGCAGACACUCACCGUCACCAGUGGGGCAAAGAAAAGCCAUAUUCGCUCCCAUUCAGAUACCAGCAUCGCCUCCAGAGGAGCUCCAGGAGGCCCCAGGAAUAUCACCAUUAUAGUUGAAGAUCCCAUUGCAGAAUCCUGCAAUGAUAAGGCGAAGUUGAGAGGCCCUGUGCCCUACUCUGGUCAAAGCAGUGAAGUCAGCACACCCAGCUCUCUGUACAUGGAAUAUGAAGGUGGUCGGUACCUGUGCUCAGGGGAAGGCAUGUUCCGAAGACCAUCAGAAGGACAGUCCCUCAUCAGCUACCUCUCUGAGCAAGACUUCGGCAGCUGUGCCGACCUGGAAAAGGAGAAUGCCCACUUCAGCAUCUCAGAGUCCUUAAUUGCUGCCAUCGAGCUAAUGAAGUGCAACAUGAUGAGCCAGUGCCUAGAGGAGGAGGAAGUGGAAGAGGAAGACAGUGAUAGAGAGAUCCAGGAGCUGAAGCAGAAGAUCCGCCUUCGGCGCCAGCAAAUCCGCACCAAGAACCUGCUCCCCAUGUACCAGGAGGCUGAGCACGGAAGCUUUCGAGUCACCUCCAGCAGCUCGCAGUUCAGCUCACGCGAUUCGGCACAGUUCUCUGACUCUGGCUCUGCUGAUGAGGUUGAUGAAUUUGAAAUCCAAGAUGGUAGCGAAGGAUCUAACCUGACUCACAUGUCAAAGGACGGACUGUCAGUGUCACUGGCCUCGAUGUUCUCAGAUGCUGACAUCAGAAGGAACACAGCCUCAAGCAGCAAAUCCUUCGUUUCCUCCCAGUCCUUCUCCCACUGCUUCCUGCACUCCACAUCUGCUGAGGCGGUGGCCAUGGGGCUCCUGAAGCAGUUUGAGGGGAUGCAGCUUCCAGCCGCCUCGGAGCUGGAGUGGCUUGUACCGGAGCAUGACGCCCCUCAGAAGCUCCUGCCCAUCCCUGACUCACUGCCCAUCUCACCAGAUGACGGGCAGCACGCUGACAUCUACAAGCUGCGGAUUCGUGUUCGUGGCAACUUGGAGUGGGCCCCCCCCCGGCCUCAGAUAAUUUUUAAUGUUCAUCCAGCCCCAACGAGGAAAAUUGCCGUGGCCAAGCAGAAUUACCGCUGUGCAGGAUGUGGCAUCCGGACUGAUCCUGAUUAUAUCAAGCGACUGCGGUACUGUGAGUACCUGGGCAAGUACUUCUGCCAGUGCUGCCACGAGAAUGCCCAGAUGGCCAUCCCCAGCCGGGUGCUGCGCAAGUGGGACUUCAGCAAGUACUACGUCAGCAAUUUCUCCAAGGACCUGCUCAUUAAGAUCUGGAAUGAUCCUCUCUUCAACGUGCAGGACAUAAACAGUGCCCUCUAUAGGAAGGUCAAGCUGCUCAAUCAAGUCCGGCUGCUGCGGGUCCAGCUGUGUCACAUGAAGAACAUGUUCAAGACUUGCCGACUGGCCAAGGAGCUUCUGGAUUCCUUUGACACAGUCCCGGGCCACCUGACAGAGGACCUCCACCUGUACUCACUGAAUGACCUGACUGCGACCAGGAAGGGGGAGCUGGGGCCCCGGCUUGCUGAGCUCACCAGGGCAGGGGCUGCCCAUGUGGAGAGAUGCAUGCUCUGCCAAGCCAAGGGCUUCAUCUGUGAGUUCUGUCAAAAUGAGGAUGACAUCAUCUUUCCCUUUGAGCUCCAUAAAUGCCGGACCUGUGAAGAGUGUAAAGCGUGUUACCAUAAAGUCUGCUUCAAGUCUGGAAGUUGUCCGCGCUGCGAGCGGCUGCAGGCCCGGCGGGAGGCACUGGCCAGGCAGAGCCUGGAGUCUUACCUGUCCGACUACGAGGAGGAGCCCGCGGAGGCACUGGCCCUGAAAGCCGCCGUCCUGGAGGCCACCUGAAGAAAGCACGUGCAGCCCUCCCUCUGGGCCGGGUCACACCUGUUGCAGAACUGAGCCACUCUUUGAAGGACUCGCCCCACCUGGGGCUUCUUUUUUUUUUAAUUAUCAUCAUCUUUUUUUUUUUUUACUGACUUGUCUGACGUCCGUGUGCAGUCAGCCGUUGGUAGGUUGAUGGGUCCAGAGUCUGUGGUGACAGAUAAUUUGUAAGCACCAGGUGUUUUCAUCAGAACUGACAUGCGGGUCCUUCAGUGAAGCUUCUAGUGCCUCUGUCAGUGGAAGAGACAGCAAGACCAAGUUCUUCCAGCAUCUAUGGCCUUCUCCUCUAGGUUCCACCUGCAUGUCAGGUAUCAUUUCCAAUUUUCCUUUGUUUCAGUUUUGGAGCUUCUGAGCCAGGCCUUUCUCAACCACCUCUCCUCCUGCUGCUGAAACGGGGAUGGCGUUUUCCCUCUCCCUGUCCUGGACUGGGGUCAGACUGUGCCCCGAGGAGAAGCAGCAGAGAAUGGGACUACGUCAUGGGCAUUUUGUUCACUUACUUGGGUAUUUUAGGCACCACAGAACAAUCACGACUGUCCUAGACUCCUCAGAGACCUCAGAGGCAGCCGUGAAUGUCCCUGUGUUGCUGGGAUUUCCUGUUUGAAAUAUUUGAAGCAUAGAUGAUGCCACAAGCUGACUUUCUUCAUCUAGCCUGGUGAUCUUGAAGCAAAGAACAGAACUGAUGCUUAGACCAGGCUCCUCUGUAGCCUUACGCCGCAAGCAUACGUGAGGCGACAGCUCUGUCACUGAAGGAGCGCUUACUCAGAGGAGCUAUCGGCCUCCUCUUAGGUGUUAAGGUCUCUUUUAGUUAACCUGGCUUUUUGGUGCAGGUGUGGUCUUUGAAGCUCAGGCAGGUCCCUGAUGCCAUUCUAAGGUGGGGACAGGAACCUCACCCACCAUCUUCUUAGUGUGUCCCUGAUGACCCUGUCCUCUGUUAGAUGGUCAUCGUGGUUCUGAGUAAAAGUACAGCCCAACUCCGUUCUCUCUUCCCUUCCUGCAGCAGAGCUGGGUCCUUCCCUGGUGGCCGAGUCUGUCUUGCCUUAGCUUCUUUGGUCAAAGUUGGAGAAAAGCUUCCUGCUAUUAGUGCUGUUACAGAACUUGACAGUCUGUGGAUGUGAGUGUGAAUGUUCCUGUGUUCUUGGGAUAACAAGAGCCUUUAUGCCAAUUAUGCACUUAAUUCUGUUUAGCCUGGUAAUGUUUAUCUGUUCAUUUGAUAAUGCUGAUUUUAGUGUGCUGCCUCCCCCUGUUAAUGUGUGUGUUGAUGGCGAAGUCCUUGGGUGGGGCCAUGUGUGUGUUUGUGAUGUUCCUUAAGUUGAUGCAGCUUCUAACCUCUGUGAAAACACUGGUCAGAGUGGCUUCUCCAAGAGCUGACAGCUCUGUGAACUAAAGCCUGCAUCAUUUUUGUUCUGGGAUUGAAUUCUGCCCAUGGGCCUGUCUUCUCAUAGUUGCUUGCUGGUAGGAAAGAAAUGGGCGUGGGCGCUGCCCCUGGAAGCUGAACAGAAAGUUGCCUGUGGUUGGUGGAAGCUGAUGAGAGCUUGAGCUGGCGGUAAGAAGGAGUCUCCCAGGGAAGUGGGAGAGGCGUUAAGGUGAUGGCUAGGGCUGAGGCACCACCAGCACAAAAGGGAACAUGUGGGAACUGGCCCCUGCCCUUGAUUCCUCUGCCUCAAAGUUGGGAUCUGAAAGUCACGUACGGCUAGAAGACCCCGAGGCUGUUCUCCCUUCUGUUCAUAGUGAGACUCUAAAAGCCAAGUCCCAGAAGUUCUGAAGGGCUGUGACUAGAAGUGCCCAGGUCCUUCAGGGAGCUUUAAGAAUGACCCCACAGAACUCAAGUUUCACUAGGGGUUAGGUCCCAGAUUCAGACCCAGGGGUUUAUAAAAAUGGUGAGCUCUACUUCCAGUUUUGGUUUAAAUUACACAUCCAGGCCAGGCACGGUGGCUCACGCCUGUAAUCCCAGCACUUUGGGAGGCCGAGGCGGGCGGAUCAUGAGGUCAGGAGUUCGAGACCAGCCUGGCCAAAGUGGUGAAACCCCGUCUCUUCCAAAAAUACAAAAAUUAGCUGGGCGUGGUGGCACAUGCCUGUAAUCCCAGCUACUUGGGAGGCUGAGGCAGGAGAAUUGCUUGAACCUGGGAGGCAGAGGUUGCAGUGAGCCGAGAUUGUGCCACUGCACUCCAGCCUGGGUGACAGAGCGAGACUCCAUCUCAAAACAAAAAACAAAAAGGUGACACAUCCAGCUCUUUCUCCAGGUCAUUGCGCUGGAGGAGAGAUGUGCUGUCUUGUCCUGCCCGAUUCACAUCAGCAUAGGAUGAAAGGAUGACAAUGCUGACAGCUUCUGAAGCCGAACUCAACAGUCUCAUAGGCUUCUCAUUUGUCACUUAUUUUUCUCCAUCUCCCUCAACCGCACCCCAUCCCUUUAGAUUGUGCGUCUGUUUUAGUGACUCUGACACGAUGCUGUCAUCACCGUCCAAAUACCUAGUUAUUUAUUUAUUCAAGAGGGGGGAAGCGGGUAGAGAAUGGGAUGUUUUGGAAGCACUUUGCAACUUACCACUAUCUGAAAAUCCCCUGCUGUUGCGGGGAGAAGCUUUGAAUGCACUGAAGAGAAUUCCUUCUAAAUGAAGGCGGGUGGUAGUGUUCUUUCUGUAAGUAAAGGGAAAGAAAAAAACAUAGUUUGCUUACCAGGUGGAGACAAGAUUCAAGACAUAGCAGAAGAGUGGAAGACAAAUAUUUUCCACUUAAAUGAGGCUGUUUUUGACGUUCUCUGCCAAGGAUUUAGAGCUUUCGUUGAAUUAACAUUAAAGGAGCGCGAGUCUCAGUAGAGAUGCUCUGUGUGUACAGCCCGUGCUCUGAACUGGGUUUCCCCCUGCCGUGGUUCUUGUGCAGCCUGGCAGUUCAUUGUCAUCUUUAAUAAACUAAGGAAACGAAA
Molecule: messenger RNA, 6201 nt
Organism: Pongo pygmaeus (Bornean orangutan)
Lineage: Eukaryota; Metazoa; Chordata; Mammalia; Primates; Hominidae
Gene: RUBCN
Product: rubicon autophagy regulator
Exons: 22
Coding region: 210-3248 (1012 amino acids)
Biological process (GO): negative regulation of autophagosome maturation; negative regulation of endocytosis
Cellular component (GO): early endosome; late endosome
Molecular function (GO): phosphatidylinositol phosphate binding
Source: RefSeq, a predicted model, not a curated record